Molecule: messenger RNA, 3001 nt
Organism: Acipenser ruthenus (sterlet)
Lineage: Eukaryota; Metazoa; Chordata; Actinopteri; Acipenseriformes; Acipenseridae
Gene: caps2
Product: calcyphosine 2
Exons: 19
Coding region: 246-2057 (603 amino acids)
Molecular function (GO): calcium ion binding
Source: RefSeq, a predicted model, not a curated record
UCUACCACACCGCAGGCGCGCCCCCGUCACCGGAAGUGUUUCCAAGCAAAAAAUGAACCCUUGGAUCAGAAAGACUGCAAUAUAAAAGACUGGUCUUUAAAACGUAUUUAAAUUUAAUCUGAAACGCACUCUUUAAAACAGCGUUACGCGUUAGGGUACUGAUGAAAGCUAUCCAUCAAUCCAGAGGCAACAAACUUUACAGCAGGGCUACGUUUUGUCGCCCCCACCCCACGUAGAAACCUGAAAUGGAUUUGAAGAUUAAAGGCAUAACAGCAACUCCGAGAGAAGGAGGGCAGACCCAUCUGGAAGCAGGAAAAAACUCUGCGCAGGGAUGGAGAGCCAAUUCAAGAGCCACGCGAGGCCCUCGUCCUAAUGAGGUGCCAGAAUUGAACUUUGGUAAACUAGAGGAUUCGGAGGAUGAGGAUUCUUAUAUACCUGCCAGCAAAGGGUACCCUUGCUUAGCGCCUCCAGACUCCAGCUCCACGGUAAGCUGGGGAACACCUUUCCCAACUCCAUAUGCGCUGCACCACCACAGCCAGCAGAAACCUUUCCAUAAAAAUACUGAAGCCAAUAAAAAGCCUCUUUCGUGGGAAGAGAAGACCGUCCCAGAGAAUCUGCCAGCACCUUCAGAGAGAUACAAGCAGAAAUAUAAACAGUAUGAGUCUGAUUUAAAGGAGAGUUACAGGCAGCAUUCUCAGAAUGUGAAGGAGAAGAGUAAAACGGGCACACAGCUAGAGCACUCCCCAAGGAAUGAAGCACACACACAGGCUGUUGAAGAUGAUCUGACAGCUCUCGAUGAGAAAGCUCUUCAGCAGCAGUGUUACACGAGCAAACCGUACAGCGCACAGCACAGUAUGAGAAAGCUAGCAGCAGAAGACUUUGCAAUAGAGAGGAGAAAGCAAGCUGUGGUGGAGCAGGUGAUGGUGGACCAGCUGUCCAGGUCUGUCAUAAGUGAUCCUGAACAAAAUGGGACCAUCAGAGAACAGAAUUCUCUCCCAGGGCUUGGAUCAGCACCUUUACGCUUUAAGAACAGGACACUACAUGACACAAAAGUGAAGACCAGUUCAGCAUUAACAGAAAAUUUGCUAUCUAACAAGUUGCGCUUUGAUGCUAGAAUCUUAUCAAGAAAUGGACGUGAUGCUUGCAGAGAGCUGAUCGGAUUCUUCUUUGGCUUUGAUAAAUCUCUGACAGUCUAUGAAUAUCGUCAUUUUGGGAAAAAUAGAUCAAAUGCACUUCCAUUUAUUCAGAAGGGUGCUUACAGUCAUCAGCAUGGAAGAAGAAAAGGGAUGCAAUACCAAAUUCGAGAUUUCUAUGUUGGGGCCAACAUAACUUUCACCACAUCUGGACAAAAUCUCCCUGAAAGUAUUAGAAAGAAGCCGUCCUUCACCAUUCGGAUAACUAAUGUGGGUGAAGUUCCCAAAAGUAUGCUGCCAGCCACUUCUACAGGGAAGAACCAGGGUCCCACAAAACAGGAACUUGAUGACAAAAAUGUCUUCAAGGCCAUUCAAGGAAUGUUGAAGGAAAGGCUAAGUAAGAGAGGAGUUCGUACACUGACAGGAUUAGGAAAGUACUUCCGAAAUAAAGACUCGUCUGGCGAUGGGGUUUUACAGAAGACAGAACUCAGACAAGCUCUGAAGGAAUUUCAUUUGGACCUGCCUGAUAAGGACUUUGAAUCUCUUUGGCUGAUACUGGAUCAGAACUGUGAUGGACAAGUAGAUUAUGGAGAGUUCAAAUGGGCAGUAAUUGGAGAAAUGAGUGAAUAUCGCAAGGCUUUUGUUAGAAAAGCCUAUAUGAAACUUGACCCAAACAAGACUGGCAACAUUGCUGUGAUUGACAUCAAAAAGUUCUACUGUGCCAAGAGACACCCAAAAGUGUUAUCCGGUGAAGCCACAGAGGAACAACUCAGAGCUGCUUUUGUGGAAACCAUGCAGGAAUCCUGCAGAGAUCCCAGUGCCGUUUCAUACACUGAAUUUGAAGAUUAUUAUGAAGGAAUGAGUAUUGGAAUAAUUGAGGACGAAGAUUUUGCUAAUGUCCUAAAAAAUUCCUGGGGAAUAUAAAAUAAAACAAAACAAAAAAAAAAAAACUGGAAUAGAGGCUGGAAAAAACUAUUGUGAGCGUUACUGUGAACAUGAGUAUUGAUGCCUUCAUUUAUUGAAGGCUUUUGUUUGAUUGUCAAUUUUUUAAAAACAACUUUACAGAUAGAAAUAGGUGAAUUUAAGAAAAAAGCAUAUACUUUUAGGGGAAUAGAUCUGUACUUUGCUGUAUAAUUGUUUAAAAUGAAUAGUUAUGCAUCAUUAAUAAGGUGAUAUAAAUUUUAAAUGAGUGCAAACUUUGUAUUUGUAAUUUUUUUUUUUUUUUUUUUUUUUUACCUUAUGUUGAAAAUCACUUCAAAACUAUUAUUAAUAUUCAGCCUUUUAAAGAGUUUAAAUUACAUGCCAAUGGGCUUAAAUGGACCUCUUAACUAUUUUAAUAUUUAAUAGAAAAUAAUGUCUCAUGCAGCCCUGGUAAUUAAUCUAUAUGUAGGUAAUUGAAAAGGUCAUUAUGAAUGUUAAAUGUAGCAAUAUCUUACAUUAUAGUUACAGCAUUUAUGGCAACGGUACAUUGGUAUUUCACUUAAAGAAUAAAUAAUGUGGAACUGGUACUUAGUCAAUUUGUUUACUACAUAUUUUUAACCCCUUUAAAUCUUCUCGCAUGCUAUUGCUGUUUUUUGGGUACAGGGAGGCACUAUUUUGAAUACAUUUUUUUUAUUUUUUUGUUGUUGUUGUUGUUGUUAACCUGUGUCUGAAGUGUAAAGUGCCUGCAGUGGUCCGCAUAACCAGAAUCAUGCUAUACAUUGCUGGUCUUGUCACAAAUGUAGAUUAUAGUCCUUUGAAACACCCUGUUGUGCUGAAGCCAUGCUUUUAUUUCAUCUUAAAUAUUCUCUCUCCUCCCACAUGAACAUGUUAUUUUCAAUUACAAUGUAAAAACAACUUUUACAGAAAAGAAAUAAUGGGGGACAACG